CUCGGUGUUGCUUGUCUGGUGCAAGGGUUGGGCGGCGCUGGAAUUGGAGAAGCGAGGAGAUGAGCAGGAGCGCGUUCAAUGCGUUCAAGGCGCAGGUUCCCAUCGAGUGGAGCCCGCGGCUAUACAUCACUCUCGUGCGUGGUCUCCCCGGCACCCGCCGCACCCUCGAUGCCACGCGCCUCCGCCGCUGCAACCGCACCGUCCUCCAUCGCACCACCCCCUCCCUCCUCGGCAUGCUCAACCAGGACUUCUCUUCUCUUUUUUUCCCUUUUUUUUUCCCUUCCUCAUCUUCUCUCUCUUUCAAAUACACCCAAACCCGGCCUUUUUUUUUGGUUAUGUUUGAGUUCGGAGGAUGAAAUCGAUUUCAAGAAAAUUAGUGAAGAGGUUGGUGGUGGUGGAGACGGAGGCGAUGUACGAUGCCCGGAAACAGCAACAGGAGGAGCACCGAGCUCUCCGCCCUCCCAUUGUUGUCAACCAUACCCCUCCUCCUCCUCCUCCUCACACUGCGGCCGACCCUGCUCCGUAGCUGCUCUUUCGAGACCUUCCAGUGAUGAUGGUCAUCUGGUUAUGAAUUUGGAUUGGCAGCAAUGUUUGCCACAGUCUCCAUAUGCAUUUAAAUCUAACACAUUCAUUUGUCUCGGCGGAUGGGGUUCUUGUUUUCUUUCAUCCAAAGUCACUCUACUAGUACUCAUGCCCUUGCCAAAUUUGGAAGUAGAUGAGAGGCUAAUCCCCGUCUUCUAUAUCGUAUGCAUUUCAUCUCUCAAGGACUGCCGCCCAUCAAAAUUGAGCCCCAUCCCCUUAUCAUCCAAACCACUGCUCGGUGGUUCCGAAGGUUAAAUUUUGCGCAGCAAGUAGGUUAACUUUCACUACCUCCUACUUGGAGAAUUAGAGUUUUUUUUUUAUAAAAAUAAAAAUUUGAUUAUAUUAUAUCAGAAAACAAGAUGGAAAUAUGUCAAAUAAAUUUUAUCAUUUGUAAAAAGUUUGUAAAGAUAAUAUUGUAUUAAAAAUGAUGUUGAUAAUUGUGUUUUCAAUAAUAUUACAAAUAAUGCAUUCUAUUUUUCA
Elaeis guineensis (African oil palm) is the source of this 1062-nucleotide messenger RNA. RefSeq lists its product as uncharacterized. Lineage: Eukaryota; Viridiplantae; Streptophyta; Magnoliopsida; Arecales; Arecaceae. The record is from RefSeq and is a predicted model, not a curated record.